This is a messenger RNA of Cyprinodon tularosa, 1331 nucleotides long. RefSeq names its product keratinocyte-associated protein 3. The record is from RefSeq and is a predicted model, not a curated record. Lineage: Eukaryota; Metazoa; Chordata; Actinopteri; Cyprinodontiformes; Cyprinodontidae. The coding region runs from base 1 to 663 and encodes 220 amino acids. The transcript has 6 exons.
AUGUACGUCACAGAUAAGGAGAAGGGGCCCGGGAGGCUGAUGAAAAAGGGGCUGAUUCUCAUCCUGGUCGGCCAUAUCAACUUUAUCCUGGGAGCUAUCGUCCAUGGCACCGUCCUGCGUCACAUUUCCAAACCCAGUCAGCAAAUUAGUACCAACUACACGGUAGCCAACAUCAUUUCUGUCACGUCUGGCCUGCUGAGCAUUGCCUCUGGGAUUACUGCCAUUGUGGUUUCAAGGAACCUUCAUGGAUUUAAGCUGCAAAUAGGGCUUCUGGUGUCCUCAUUCCUGAACGCUCUGCUUUCGGCUGCGUGCAGUGUUGGUCUCCUCUUGGCCAUUAGCAUCACCAUCGCCCAAAAUGGGAGUGGUCUGAUGCUUGGAUGCAAUGACACAAUGGUGCCCAUUAACGCUCGUUCACCUGUCAGUGCACAGUGCCCAUUUGAUACGACACGAAUCUAUGACACUACUCUUGCGUUGUGGAUCCCCUGUGCUGUGCUGUCUGCAGUUGAGGCCGGAGUGUCAGUGUGGUGCUUUGUGGUUGGACUGGCUCUGAGAGGCCUGGCACCCUGUGGGAACAGCUACAUCAAAGAGCAGUUGGAGGAAGAGGCUGAGCGCUCUCCACCAACCCGCCGUUUGAUGGGUAAACAUUUCGAUGCUGAGGCAUGAAGCACCUCAUAUGUUUGUUCCAGUCUUUCCAUUUCAAACCAAUGACCCUAAAGUGCCGACUGAUAUAAGGAUUAAUAUGUGCUUAUAUAAGAGUGUGACUCUUGAGUGUCCUAAAAUGGUGUUUUUGUUUUUUUUUUAUUGCCAAAGCUGUACGAUCAUAGUUUAACCAUGUAGAGAUUAGUGUUUAUAAAAUGUAAAAAUGUUCAGAUUCUUAACCACUCCAUAAUAUGUGAAUAUCAGAACACGCCAUUUCAUUGUCUUUUUUCUUUCUUUUUUUUUUCACAAAAUUCAGCCUUGAUUUUAGUUUUGAUACUGGAAAAAAUGCUUUGUAUGCUAUUGCCAUAAAAUUAUAAGAUAAAUAGGACAUAUAACAUUUCAGGGAAAUUUCUUUGAUAAUUAAGAUAUUGUUCAAAUUUCUUUAUAAAACCGAUUAUUAGUUUUUUGUGAUAUAACUUACUUUAACUGCAUUGUUAAAAUAAAAUGUAAGGAGUAUGUGAAACAUUCCUAACUCUUUUAAUGUUUUAUUUUCCAUACAAUUUCAUACAAAUUUUCCAUUAUUUUUCAAUUUUGUUGUUUUUUUUUUUUAAUCAAAACUGAAGAGAAAUCGUCAAAUAUGCUGUUGGAGGAAUGUACUCUGAACUGCCUACAUAAAAAAAAGGUUAAACUCA